AUGCCCGAACACGAUGCGCUGGUCUUCGAAUACUCUCAUUUGAAGAGGUUAUCUCGGGAGAACGAGGCUCUUCAUGCUCUCAAAAAGAUUGCGUCUCUUGUUAAACCUAUUAUGAGAGCGCGGAACUGGAAAGUAGGCGUGUUGGCCGAGUUCUACCCCGACCAACAAAAUCUACUAGGAAUCAAUGAAAACAGAGGCCAAAAAAUAUGUCUACGAUUACGAUACCCUGGGGAUGUUAACCAGUUCCUCCCCCUCGAACAAGUUGUCGACACCAUGCUUCACGAACUCUCACACAAUGUCCAUGGCCCCCACCAUGCCGAAUUUCACGCUCUAUGGGACCAGCUGAGAAAAGAGUACGAGGCUUUGCUCUCCAAAGGCUACACAGGGGAGGGCUUCUUGUCAGAAGGGCAUGCGCUUGGAGGCAGACGGCUGCCAAUGCACGAAGCGAGGCGUCUUGCUCGUGCAGCUGCAGAAAAGAGGGCUGUCCUAUCCAAGGGUUCUGGUCAGAGACUAGGUGGCCGACCAGUCAGAGUCGGUACCGAUAUUCGAGAGGUUAUCGUCAAUGCUAUUGAGCGGCGGAAUACUGUGUUGAAGGGCUGCGGUUCUGGGAAUAAGAAUGACAACGAGAUCAAGGAUCUAGCCGAUGAAGCCACGCAAAAUGGGUUCAAGACCAAGGCUGAAGAGGAUGAGGCGAACGAUCGAGCGGUUGCACAGGCCGUUUGGGAGCUCGUUCAGGAGGACCAGGAGAAGGAGUAUGGAAAUUCGUACAUACCCUCCACUCCAGGAAAUCCGACAGGGAAUGGCGGUGGUAGCGUUGGCCCAUCAAAUGCUGUAAAGGCGGGGCCGUCUUCUCUCCCCCCUAAACAAAGGCCGACUCCUGCAAGACAACCACUGAAGCAUGUCAGUCGUUUAGUCGCCGAACCCGAGGCAAAAAAGUCGAAGAAGAUACCCCAAGGGAAUUCUUCUGUUCCUUCUGCCCCUCCUCCAGUUUUGAUUUCGGCUCUAGACCCUCCCGAGCUUGCUUCGUUGCUUACUGGGUGGACAUGCGACGUCUGUACCCUGCACAACCCACUGAACUUUCUCUGUUGCGAUGCAUGUACAACGGAGCGGCCCCCAGAAAUCACGAAGAGAAUAGCGGAGGAUGAGCGGAAGAAGGUUAAAACCGUGAAACUAGCAGGGUCGAAGCCGGCAACCUGGACUUGUACGAGGUGUACCACGGCUAUGGAAGAUAAGUGGUGGACUUGUAGUACAUGUGGCACGAUGAAGGCGAGCUCAUGA
Venustampulla echinocandica is the source of this 1278-nucleotide messenger RNA. RefSeq names its product putative WSS1 Protein involved in sister chromatid separation and segregation. The record is from RefSeq and is a predicted model, not a curated record. The transcript has 2 exons. NCBI's taxonomy places the organism in Eukaryota, Fungi, Ascomycota, Leotiomycetes, Helotiales, Pleuroascaceae. The coding region runs from base 1 to 1278 and encodes 425 amino acids.